Molecule: messenger RNA, 1188 nt
Organism: Penicillium canariense
Lineage: Eukaryota; Fungi; Ascomycota; Eurotiomycetes; Eurotiales; Aspergillaceae
Product: CaiB/BaiF CoA transferase family protein
Exons: 5
Coding region: 1-1188 (395 amino acids)
Molecular function (GO): catalytic activity
Source: RefSeq, a predicted model, not a curated record
AUGGAUACUGACAGAGGGUCUCAGCCUUACUGCACACAGAUACUUGGUGACUUGGGGGCCGAGAUUAUUAAGAUCGAGCAUCCCGUCCGAGGCGACGACACCCGCGCUUGGGGCCCUCCCUUUGCCGCAUACACCGACGGUCGAACAGGCAACGGCGAAAGCGCAUACUAUCUUGCUGUCAACCGAAACAAGAAAUCCCUCGGCCUCUCAUUCGCCCAACCCGAGGGCAUCGAAAUCAUCCAGCAACUCGUCCGCGAUUGUGACGUCCUCGUUGAAAAUUACCUCCCAGGCUCCUUGAAGAAAUACAACCUGGACUAUGAGACCAUCAGCAGAAUCAACCCACGUCUCAUAUAUACAAGUAUCACAGGCUACGGCCAAACAGGCCCCUAUAGCAACCGACCCGGCUUCGACGUGAUGGUCGAGGCUGAGUUUGGGCUGAUGCAUUUAACGGGUACCAGGGACGGUCCACCAGUCAAGGUUGGGGUUGCGGUCACCGAUCUGACGACAGGCCUGUAUGCCUGUAACUCCAUUAUGGCGGCGCUAUUGGCGCGGGCCAACACGGGAGAGGGACAGCAUCUUGAUGUGUGCUUGAGUGAUUGCCAGGUUGCAACCCUGGCUAAUAUGGGACAGUCGGUGUUGAUCAGCGGGACGAAGGAUUCGGGAAGAUGGGGAACGGCUCAUCCAUCUGUUGUACCGUACCAGGGAUUCAAGACUGCGGAUGGUGACAUCUUCGUUGGUGGAGCGAAUGAUCGUCUCUUUGGCAUCCUCUGCGACAAGAUCGGCAAGCCUGAGUGGAAGGAUGAUGCUCGGUUUGUGACCAACAAUGACCGCGUAACUAACCGCGCUGAGCUGGAGCCUUUACUGGAAGCGGAGUUGGUGAAGCGUACAACGCGCCGGUGGCAAGAGGUUUUCGAGGGGAGUGGUUUACCGUAUGCGGCUGUCAAUGACAUUCAAGGGACAAUGAACCAUGAACAUGUGCAAGCCCGCGGUAUGGUUCAGACGAUUGACCAUCCGACCUGUGGCCCAAUCAAGGUGAUAAGUCCACCAGUCAAGUUUUCAAAGGCAGAGCCGAGUAUCCGCAGUGCGCCUCCGCUUUUGGGGGAGCACACAGAUGUGUUACUCCGGGAUGUGGUGGGGCUUAGUCAAGAGCGCAUUGAGGAGUUGAAGAGCAAAGGAGUUGUCGCAUGA